AUGUCGCUGAAGCCCCAGCAGCAACAACAGCAGCAGCAGCAGCCCACGGCCGCCAAUGCCCGCAAGCCUGGCGGCAGCGGCGGCCUUCUCACGUCGCCUGCAGCCGCGCCGUCGCCGACCUCGUCCUCAGUCUCGUCGUCCUCAGCCGCGGCUUCCUCCUCCUCUACGGUGGCGGCGGCUAGCGCAGGCGGCGGGCGGCCGGGCCUGGGCAGAGGUCGAAACAGUAGCAAAGGACUGCCUCAAUCUACGAUUUCUUUUGAUGGAAUCUAUGCAAAUAUGAGGAUGGUUCAUAUACUUACAUCAGUUGUUGGAUCCAAGUGUGAAGUACAAGUGAAAAAUGGAGGUAUAUAUGAAGGAGUUUUUAAAACAUACAGCCCUAAGUGUGAUUUGGUACUUGAUGCUGCACAUGAGAAAAGUACAGAAUCCAGUUCGGGGCCAAAACGUGAAGAAAUAAUGGAGAGUAUUUUAUUCAAGUGUUCAGACUUUGUUGUGGUACAGUUUAAAGAUAUGGACUCCAGUUACGCACGAAGAGAUGCUUUUACUGACUCUGCUAUAAGUGCUAAAGUGAAUGGUGAACACAAAGAGAAGGACCUGGAACCCUGGGAUGCAGGUGAACUCACCACCAAUGAGGAACUGGAGGCUUUGGAAAAUGAUGUUUCUAAUGGAUGGGAUCCCAAUGAUAUGUUUCGAUAUAAUGAAGAAAAUUAUGGUGUAGUGUCUACAUAUGAUAGCAGUUUAUCUUCGUAUACGGUGCCCUUAGAAAGGGAUAACUCAGAAGAAUUUUUAAAACGAGAAGCACGGGCAAACCAGUUAGCAGAAGAAAUUGAAUCAAGUGCCCAGUAUAAAGCCCGGGUGGCCCUGGAAAAUGAUGAUAGGAGUGAAGAAGAAAAGUACACUGCAGUUCAGAGAAAUUCCAGUGAACGUGAGGGCCACAGCAUAAACACUAGGGAAAAUAAAUAUAUUCCUCCUGGACAAAGAAAUAGAGAAGUCAUAUCGUGGGGAAGUGGGCGACAGAAUUCACCACGUAUGGGUCAGCCUGGGUCAGGCUCCAUGCCGUCAAGAUCCACCUCUCACACUUCAGAUUUCAACCCGAAUUCUGGUUCAGACCAAAGAGUAGUUAAUGGAGGUGUUCCCUGGCCAUCGCCUUGCCCAUCUCCUUCCUCUCGCCCACCUUCUCGCUACCAGUCAGGUCCCAACUCUCUUCCACCUCGGGCAGCCACCCCUACACGGCCGCCCUCCAGGCCCCCCUCGCGGCCAUCCAGACCCCCGUCUCACCCCUCUGCUCAUGGUUCUCCAGCUCCUGUCUCUACUAUGCCUAAACGCAUGUCUUCAGAAGGGCCUCCAAGGAUGUCCCCAAAGGCCCAACGACACCCUCGAAAUCACAGAGUUUCUGCUGGGCGGGGUUCCAUUUCCAGUGGCCUAGAAUUUGUAUCCCAUACCUCACCAAGUGAAGCAGCUGCUCCUCCAGCAGCAAGGACUAGUCCCGCAGGGGGCACAUGGUCUUCAGUGGUCAGCGGGGUUCCAAGAUUAUCCCCUAAAACUCACAGACCCAGGUCUCCCAGACAGAAUAGUAUUGGAAAUACUCCUAGUGGGCCAGUUCUUGCUUCUCCCCAAGCUGGUGUUAUUCCAACUGAUGCUGUCCCUAUGCCUUUACCAGCUGCAUCUCCUACGCCUGCCAGUCCUGCAUCCAACAGAGCUGUUACCCCAUCUAUUGAGGCUAAAGAUUCCAGGCUUCAAGAUCAGAGGCAGAACUCUCCUGCAGGAAAUAAAGAAAAUAUGAAGUCCAAUGAGACAUCACCUAGCUUCCCAAAAGCUGAAAGUAAAGGUAUAUCACCAGUUGUUUCUGAACAUAGAAAACAGAUUGAUGAUUUAAAGAAAUUUAAGAAUGAUUUUAGGUUACAGCCAAGUUCUGCUUCUGAAUCUGUGGAUCAACUGCUAAACAAAAGUAGAGAGGGAGAAAAAUCAAGAGAUGUGAUCAAAGACAAAAUUGAACCAAAUGCUAAGGAUUCUUUCAUUGAAAAUAGCAGCAACUGCACCAGUGGCAGCAGCAAGCCGAGCAGCCCCAGCAUUUCCCCUUCAAUCCUCAGUAACACGGAGCACAAGAGAGGACCUGAGGUCACAUCUCAAGGGGUUCAAACUUCCAGUCCAGGGUGUAAACAAGAGAAAGAUGAUAAAGAGGAGAAGAAAGAUGCAGCUGAGCAAGUGAGGAAAUCAACGUUGAAUCCCAAUGCGAAGGAGUUCAACCCUCGUUCCUUUUCUCAGCCAAAGCCUUCUACCACCCCAACCUCACCUCGUCCUCAAGCACAACCUAGCCCAUCUAUGGUGGGUCAUCAGCAGCCAACUCCAGUUUAUACUCAACCAGUUUGUUUUGCACCAAAUAUGAUGUAUCCAGUCCCAGUGAGCCCAGGUGUGCAACCUUUAUAUCCUAUACCUAUGACGCCCAUGCCAGUGAAUCAAGCCAAGACAUAUAGAGCAGGUAAAGUACCAAAUAUACCCCAACAACGGCAAGACCAGCAUCAUCAGAGCACCAUGAUGCAUCCAGCCUCAGCAGCAGGUCCACCAAUUGUUGCCACCCCACCAGCUUAUUCCACACAAUAUGUUGCCUAUAGUCCUCAGCAGUUUCCAAAUCAACCUCUUGUUCAGCAUGUGCCACAUUAUCAGUCUCAGCAUCCUCAUGUCUAUAGUCCUGUAAUACAGGGUAAUGCUAGAAUGAUGGCACCACCAACACAUGCCCAGCCUGGUUUAGUAUCUUCUUCAGCAACUCAGUACGGGGCUCAUGAGCAGACACAUGCGAUGUAUGCAUGUCCUAAAUUACCAUACAACAAGGAGACAAGCCCUUCUUUCUACUUUGCCAUUUCCACUGGCUCCCUUGCUCAACAGUAUGCGCACCCUAAUGCUACCCUGCACCCACAUACUCCACAUCCUCAGCCUUCAGCUACUCCCACUGGACAGCAGCAGAACCAGCAUGGUGGAAGCCAUCCUGCACCCAGUCCUGUUCAGCACCAUCAGCACCAGGCUGCCCAGGCUCUCCAUCUGGCCAGUCCACAACAGCAGUCAGCCAUUUACCAUGCAGGGCUCGCUCCAACCCCACCUUCCAUGACACCUGCCUCCAAUACGCAGUCGCCACAGAAUAGCUUCCCAACAGCACAACAGACUGUCUUCACGAUCCAUCCUUCUCAUGUUCAGCCGGCAUACACCAAUCCACCCCACAUGGCCCAUGUACCUCAGACACACAAGUCUGGUAAAGAAGAUGGGAUUUCACAAAUUCUCAACUCUGAGGCUCAUGUACAGUCAGGAAUGGUUCCUUCUCAUCCAACUGCCCAUGCGCCAAUGAUGCUAAUGACGACACAGCCACCCGGCGGUCCCCAGGCCGCCCUCGCUCAAAGUGCACUACAGCCCAUUCCAGUCUCGACAACAGCGCAUUUCCCUUAUAUGACGCACCCUUCAGGUGAGGCGUGUGUGUGCAGGGGCCGCCGGGCACCCCAAAGCAUUCUGCUCGCACAGGUCAAAUGGCAGGCAGGGCCAGCGCUUCAAGCCCCGCAUCUGAGAACUAGCGAGACCCGUCAGUGUGCACAGUAGGGACUGUGAUGAUCAGCUCAGUAUCAGGUGUGAGGCUUCCGAGAGCCCAGUCUGUGUGUGUUCUGAUGGUAUACAGGAUUUGGCUUGAUGAGAAGCAGCAGCAGCAGCAUUCUGUGUAGCUGAUGCAUGCUUAGGACUCAGUUGGCCUUCCUUGUUAUCAUAGGAUGGACAGGGCAGUGUUUUCCUUCCUGAGUCCCAACAGUCUGACAUGUGGGGGGUUACCACCAUGGCAGAGUUUGAUUGUAGCUCUGGAGACUACUACUGAUGAGAAAGUGCUGUGUAUGGAUUGGUUUUGAGUAUAGUAUUAGCUCCAGUCUAUUCCCUGCUAGGGAGAGAAUGCCCGUGAUUGUGCUCUAAUACUUGAUGGCUGCCAUGGCGAUAUUUCAGUCUAACCUGUUAUUCUGAAAGCAAUACUGGUGCUUGGCUAUUUUUGGGGAGGGGGUAUGUUAAGGCCUUUUUUGUACCCCGUGAGCAACAACUCUUCUGGGAGUUUUAUCUGAAGUGGUUUAUGUCUGACUGGUUUGUUUCUACCCACCCACCUACCUCUCCCCCUUUUGGUACAGAUGUGGGGGUUGGGGGGUGGUAAAGAGAAUUGCAUUUUUUGAGUCUUAUUCAGCUAGCACAAGGAUAGUUAACAGUCAUGUGCUGCAGAUUCACUAGGCUUAAUGUGUGGUGUUGCCAGUUUUCUGUUUAAAUAUUCACUUUUCUUUU
Messenger RNA from Phacochoerus africanus (Common warthog), 4290 nucleotides. RefSeq names its product ataxin 2 (gene ATXN2). Gene Ontology annotation, cellular component: cytoplasmic stress granule. The record is from RefSeq and is a predicted model, not a curated record. Gene Ontology annotation, biological process: cytoplasmic stress granule assembly. The transcript has 25 exons. NCBI's taxonomy places the organism in Eukaryota, Metazoa, Chordata, Mammalia, Artiodactyla, Suidae. The coding region runs from base 1 to 3579 and encodes 1192 amino acids. Gene Ontology annotation, molecular function: RNA binding.